Molecule: messenger RNA, 592 nt
Organism: Rosa rugosa (rugosa rose)
Lineage: Eukaryota; Viridiplantae; Streptophyta; Magnoliopsida; Rosales; Rosaceae
Exons: 3
Coding region: 13-366 (117 amino acids)
Source: RefSeq, a predicted model, not a curated record
AGAGAGAGAGAUAUGGCAGCGGCGUCGUUUAGGUGGAUACUGCAGCUGCACAAGGACGUGCCCAAAGCUGCUCGGUUCUACUCGGAAGGCUUGGACUUCACCGUGCACGUCUGUACUCUUCGCUGGGCUGAGCUUCAGUCCGGUCCACUCAAACUCGGCCUCAUGCAAUCCCCCAAUGACCAUGUAAUGCAGAAGGGACACUCAUCGCUUCUGUCGUUCACAGUGACAGACAUUAAUCAAACAAUGACGAAACUAAUGGCAUUAGGAGCUGAACUAGAUGGUCCUAUCAAAUAUGAAAUCCAUGGCAAGGUUGCAGCAAUGCGCUGUCUUGAUGGGCACAUUUUAGGCCUCUAUGAACCUGCAUAGGAGCUCCAGAUGCUACACCCUUAAGAAUGCAGCUAGACUUUGAGCUUUUGUUAUGGCAUCUUGAAAUCUUCUGAACACGUAGAGAAGAUGUGAGAGAUUUCACCUUUUUUCGGGUUUCCUUCAACAAUUGAUAGGGUUUGUUCGUCGAGGUCUAUCACUGCUGUGCAUAGAGUGUAAAGCGUUGGACCUGGAAACACGGCAAGCAGUUUAAUCAGGAGUAGGAAUA